This is a messenger RNA of Chinchilla lanigera (long-tailed chinchilla), 2477 nucleotides long. RefSeq names its product protease, serine, 48 (gene Prss48). The record is from RefSeq and is a predicted model, not a curated record. Gene Ontology annotation, biological process: proteolysis. Gene Ontology annotation, molecular function: serine-type endopeptidase activity. Lineage: Eukaryota; Metazoa; Chordata; Mammalia; Rodentia; Chinchillidae.
CUAUCUUUUCCCUGUGUACAUAAACUGUGUCCAAAUGUCCUCCUCUUUGAAGAACACCAUUCAUAUUAGGGCCCACCAUUCAUAUUAGUUGAAUUCAUUUUAACAUAAUUACCAACUUAAAGACUAUAAUCUCCAAAUAUGUUCACACUCUGCAUUUGAGGGAUUAGGAUCUCAAAUUAGGUCUUCCAAUGAACUUUUGGGAAGACAUAAUUCAGCUUAAAUAUCAUCUUUAAAAUAAUCCCUUGAUUUUUUUUUUUAAAUUUUAAAAAUAAAAGGAGGAAAACAUUAACAGACAGACAACCUCCCUUCUUGAUUUAUGUUAACUUGAAGUGGGUCCCUGUUACCCAUAACUGAAUUAUCCUUACCCAAAGGGCUCAAUUCUUUUUUAUUUUUUGUUUGUUUUGCUUUUGUUUUUUUGAGGCAGGGGCUCACUAUGUAGUUCAGGCUAGCCUUGAACUCAUGGAAAUCCUGCCUCAGCCUCUGGAGUGCCAAUUUAUUGCAUUCUACCUCCACAGACCUACUACCUGCCCCACCCCCCAAACUGGUACAGAAAACCUAUCAGGCACAGGGAGAACUCUGUAGUGAAUGCCGUGAUAUACUACACUGAACUCCCUUUAAAAUUAAUGCAUUUAUAACUCCUAUCCACCAGAGUGCCAGCUGCUGACAGGUCCCAGCUAAUUCCCAUCCUAAGAACUUCCAGCACUGCCAGUUCUCCAAGGUUAUGCCCUUGCACAUCAGCGACCUCAUGAUGCAGAUGUCCAAGAGUGCAUCGCUCUCACCUCAGUUCAUUUUUUUCUUUUUCUUUUUCUUUUUUUGGUACCGGGAAUCAAACUCAGAACCUUGCACUUGCCAGGCAGGCACUUAUGCCACUGAACUAUAUCCCUGGCCCUUUCAGUUCAGGACAGCUCUGAAGGCUACAUCAGCUCCAGGGUAACUUGGAUGGGCUAAGGUCUCUGAACCAAACGCAUCACAAUCACCUCACCCCCUACCCAACCCUGCUCUCCCUCCUGCCCCCACAGAGGUGCUGUGCUGAUCCUGAGGCUACAUCCAACAAAUGCCCUGCCCACAAAUCCAUCUUACAGUCUACUUUUCAGGAAACUACCUGGAGUAGAUUCUAUGCCUAACAGUGUAACAAACAUAAGAACAAGGGGAAAAAUGAACCAGGAGCACAGGAGGACUAAAAUCCUAGGGGAUUCUACCUAGAAGGACAAGCCAAUCUCGCCAAACUCUGGCUGCUCCCCAACUGGCUCCUCUGCACUGUGAGUCUGGUCAAGGAAGCAGGAAGUGCUGCUCCUAAGGACAGAGACAUGGGACUAGCUGGCCAGGCCAUCCUGCUGCUCCUCCUGCUGGGGUCCCACCCAGGCUCUUUUACCGAAAAGGAAAACCUGCAGGAAGUGUGUGGACGGCCUGUAUACUCAAGCCGCAUUGUGGGGGGCCAGGAUGCUGCUGUGGGACGCUGGCCCUGGCAGGUCAGCCUACGCUUUCACCGGAAUCAUAUCUGUGGAGGUUCCCUCAUCAGUGAGAGAUGGGUACUGACAGCAGCACACUGCAUCCGAGGGUCAUUGAUAUCUGCAUAUAGUGUGUGGACGGGAUCUAUUAAAACACAAUACUCAAGUCAAGUCAAAGAGUACUUUGUGUCCGAAAUCAUCAUCCAUCCGGAACACUACAAUACAAACGCAGACAUUGCUUUGGUGAAACUGUCCUCCCGAGUCACCUUCACUUCUCUCAUCCUGCCCAUCUGCUUACCCAAUAUCACAAAGCACCUAAAAAUUCCAGCCUCUUGUUGGGUGACUGGAUGGGGACGACUUAAAGGAGGUCCAGUUCCUAUUCAUCCUUCUAGGCUCCAGGAAGUGGAAAUACCCAUCAUUAACUACGAGGACUGUGACCAUCUCUAUAACCCAUUUGGCAUUUUCUUCCCAGCACUGGAGCCAGUCAUUAAGGAAGACAUGAUUUGUGCUGGAGGUUUACGAACUGGGAAGGAUAGCUGCAAGGGUGACUCUGGGGGACCUCUGUCAUGUCGUAUUGAUGGUGUAUGGAUCCAGAUAGGAGUGGUAAGCUGGGGAUCAGAUUGUGGUACAUAUCUUCCUGGGGUCUAUGCCAACGUGACCUACUACCAAAAAUGGAUAAAUACCACUAUCUCAAAAGCAGAAGUCUUCAGUGCCACCAAUCUGAACUUGCCACCAAUCCUGUUGUAUAUUUUACUACUUUCUCUGGCUCUCCUGGGACCCUGCUGUGCCUUUGGGUUUGACACUGUACGGAGAGUGAGCAGCACAGCUGAAGCUGCAGGCAGAGUACAGAGCUGGGAUGGGAACGCAAGAAGAUUGAACUCAGCGGCAGACAACUCACAGAAAAGUCAUGGAAACUUUGGCUGACUUUACUUAUAGUCUAAAAUGAUCUUGCUCCUGAAGUUAUGGAUUUUGUAAGUGUACUUUAGUGGUGGGAACGUGAACAACUAAGAAAUAAAGCUGUCACCUCUA